Messenger RNA from Toxotes jaculatrix (banded archerfish), 1220 nucleotides. RefSeq names its product mitochondrial ribosomal protein S33 (gene mrps33). The coding region runs from base 165 to 485 and encodes 106 amino acids. NCBI's taxonomy places the organism in Eukaryota, Metazoa, Chordata, Actinopteri, Toxotidae. Gene Ontology annotation, cellular component: mitochondrion. The transcript is spliced from 3 exons. The record is from RefSeq and is a predicted model, not a curated record.
GUGAUGGCAGUAUGGUGCGUGAAGGUUAAUGUUAGCUUGAAUGUUAAUACAGAUAAUUGAACUACUAACUAGGGUUAAAUGCGUUUUACCAGCGGUUACACAGUGCUUAACUAAUUCCUCAGUGACUACAGACUCGGGUCUUGUCUCUGCCCUGUUGAGCAGUCAUGGCCGGUCCGUCCAGCUAUGCCAUACGCAUGGCCAGACUGAGCGCACGGAUCUUCGGGGAAGUGGUGCGUCCCACAGACUCUAAAUCUAUGAAGGUGGUCAGGCUGUUCGAGGAGCCUCCCCUCGCCAAGAGAAAGGAAGUGUACGACUGGUACCCACACCACAAAAUUUACUAUGCUAUGACCCAGAAGCUCAGGUUCAUGGGACUGUUCAGAGAUGAGCACGAAGACUUCAAAGAUGAAAUGUAUCGCCUGAGGAAACUAAGAGGAAAAGGGAAACCAAAGAAGGGAGAGGGGAAGAGAGCGGUCAAGAAGAAAUGAGCUGUAACAUUUCUACUGCUUCAUCUUUUCACAGGACUUAUUUUUUUUCUCUUCUUAUGGAGACACACAGCAGUGGACUGUGUACACUAUCAAUGUGGGGAGCCUGCUAAUCCUGGAAGAACUCAAUCGGUCCAGUCACGACUGUCCAGUUGUUUUGUCUGAAGCUGUACUACGUUGGCAUGAAUAAUACCUUAUGUCAGGAUUACACAUGAAACAUUCUCAUCUAUGUCUGUUGUAUUGAAGUGAAUGCCAUAAUUUUUAUUGUUGAACAUGUAUGAUCUCUUGUGUUUAAGUUGCAAGGGGUGAAACAGUAUGGAGAAAGAAACAGCCAAUCAAAUGCUAACAUAUGUCUUUAGGUUGGAUGCUACAAAGACAACCCUAACUCAGGCGUUGUUAGAUGGUGCUACCUUAACUGUCAGUGGUUGGAAAAUGAUUCAAACAGACAUCUAUCAUGUUUUCAAAAUAAAAAUCAGUGUGAGGAAUGUAUAGUGUUACUAAGUUCUUUCAGCCUGCUGUUCAAAAAUGCUCCAAUAAAACCACAACACAGUACACAGAUGUUGGCAAUGAGUUGUGUAGUGAAUACUGAUGAAGCAUUUUGUCAUCAGUUUGUAUGUACGGUGUCUCACAUCCCAGCUGUGGAACCCUGCGGCUCCCAAGCUCCAGGUCCUAGGAAUAUUCUGACCUGCACUGGGUCACUGUUGACAGUUACAAGGACAGAAAAAUAAAUGAAUGCAA